Messenger RNA from Sinocyclocheilus grahami, 957 nucleotides. RefSeq names its product sorting nexin-8-like. The record is from RefSeq and is a predicted model, not a curated record. The annotation marks the transcript as partial. The transcript has 6 exons. Gene Ontology annotation, biological process: early endosome to Golgi transport; intracellular protein transport. NCBI's taxonomy places the organism in Eukaryota, Metazoa, Chordata, Actinopteri, Cypriniformes, Cyprinidae. Gene Ontology annotation, molecular function: phosphatidylinositol binding. Gene Ontology annotation, cellular component: early endosome membrane.
ACAUUGCAUGUCAUUUCUAAGGUGUACCUACCUGAGGACAUACAGACCCACGCUGCAACUAAUCGAGAGGUCAUUGCAAAUAUCCACAGCAGUUUCAACAAACUCAGAGAUGUAGCUGAGCGGAUGGCUCAGCGCUCACGGGAAAACUCAACCGAUCUGCUUAUGUUUGGCAAAGACCUGAGUGAACUGGGCUCAGACACAUCAGACCUGCCAGUGAAUGCCACAAUGAGCAAAGCAUGGAAAACACAGAGGAAGUCACUUGUAGAGCUGUCAGGAGAAUUUGGUCUUCUUGCCGACAAAGCUGCACACCAGGGCAGCAGAGAGGAGGAUGAGGUGGUGGAGAAACUGAACCUUCUCCUUGAACAGCUGCAGUCGUAUAAAGACUUGUGUGAUCGUCACGACAGCGGUGUGUUACUAGAGCAUCAGAGAGCAUUUGAAAAGCGCAGCGGGCCUGUGGCUAAACACUUAAAGUACCAGAACAGCUUUGAGCAGCCAGAGUCUCGACUCACACAGCAGGAGAACACAAUUAUCACAAUGGAGAUGAGGCGAUAUUUCUCCCUUUUGUGUCUGCAUCAAGAAACCCAGCUGGUCUUCACCUAUCUGCCACUUGUGACUUCAAUACUGGGGACAUUUGUCCACUCACAAAUACAAGGGCACAAAGAGAUGGGUGAUGUGUGGGGUGACCUUCAUCCAAAACUGAAGGAUCUAUUUGAGAGUGCUAAUGAAGCAUCCUCUCGCUCUUCUUCUCAAAAACACACAUCCAGAGGACAGAAGACCUGUGCCAUCAUUGGCCCUGCAUAACCAGGACAGCAAAUAUGAGGGAAAUUCACAGCCUUUUCUCAGUACCCAAUAACUCUGUGUACUGCUUCAUGCCAUGUGUUUUCCUUUCUCUUGACUGUACAUGCUUUAACACCUUUCUUCAUGACUUUUCCACAGUGGCCUCAAAACAUAUUUGAA